Messenger RNA from Drosophila grimshawi, 358 nucleotides. RefSeq names its product bomanin Short 2. The record is from RefSeq and is a predicted model, not a curated record. NCBI's taxonomy places the organism in Eukaryota, Metazoa, Arthropoda, Insecta, Diptera, Drosophilidae. The coding region runs from base 103 to 237 and encodes 44 amino acids. The transcript is spliced from 2 exons. Gene Ontology annotation, biological process: defense response.
AGCUGCGUACAGCUAGUACCCAUAUAAGAUGGAUGCUGACCAGUUAGCAGCAUCAGUUCAACGCAAGCCUUUGCAAAACAGUCAACAGCUGCAGCCAACAAUAUGAAAUUCUUCUCAGUUGUCACCGUAUUCGUGCUCGGUCUCUUGGCUCUGGCCAGUGCCGUUCCACUGUCGCCCGAUGGAGGUGUGGUCAUCAACGGUGACUGCAAAUACUGCAAUGUCCAUGGCGGCAAAUAGGCAAACAAAACUUCUUCACUCUCAAUCUCAAGUUGUUUGUACCAUAUUUAUGUUCACACUGCAUUCAAAAUCUUAAACAUAUUUCCUAAUUAACAAUAAAUAAAAAAAAAAUAAAAAACAA